CGCAAUACUUACAUAUUUACUGAUUGUCGAUGUCUACGCUUGUAUUUAAAAUCCUAUCGGUCUCGUAAGUUCACCAUUCUGUGCAAAUAAUUUCUCGUCGAAGGUGGAUCGUGAAUAAAUUUGCAUUAUUUUUAUGAGUGACAUUAUUUGUUCUUCGAAGAUUGUUUAUAACGACAUUUUGAUUUCAAAAUGAAAACGACGCAAAGACUGUGGCUCUACGUCAUACAACAAAAUUCCAAAAAACUUAAUCGUUUACCCGGCAAGUAUCAAACCGUCGGUCGAAUACUAACUUCCAGCCGGCGAUACCUUUCUACGUUACAGCAGCCAGUUUACGAAACAUCUGUUGCAUCCGAUGGCAUCGUAAAGUCUCCGUAUCCAGAUAUUACCAUCCCUAACCUGACUAUCGAUCAAUUCGUGUGGCAAAAUUUCGAUAAAUGGGCAGAUUUCGAAGCUUUAGAAUGCCAAGUGACCGGUCGCAAAUACACAUUUUCGCAAUUACGAACAUUGAGCCGAAGAUUUGCAUCUUCUUUACGUAAACAAGGUUUCAAACCAGGCGAUGUUUUAGCUGUGAUGUUACCAAAUAUGCCCGAUUACGCCGUCAUAAUUUUGGGUGCGAUGGAAGCCGGAUUAAUCGUGUCCACCAUAAACCCAAUUUAUACACCUUAUGAAUUGUCUCAUCAGUUACACGAUAAUAAAGCUGUCGCAUUGUUAACACUUCCGGAACAACUUGAAAAAUUAGAAAAAGCCAAAAAAUUAAUACAAGCUAAAACCAAUUCACCCUACAACCUUGAUUUGAUAACUUUGAAUUACAAUUCGUCAUCGGUUGCGGUGCCCAGUGGCACAGUUGAUUACAAUGAUAUGAUUUCCGAUAAUGUGGAGAUUCUGGAUAUCAAACCUAGUCGAACUCUCAACGAUGUUGCUCUGCUGCCGUACUCGAGUGGAACUACUGGUCUAUCGAAAGGUGUCCAACUUUCUCAUAGAAAUGUCAUUGCUAACUUCUUACAAGUUAAUCAUCCGGAAAUUGGGCAUAUUAGAAUGGCAACGAAAGAUUAUCAAGACGUAAUUCCUGGAAUUUUACCAUUUUUCCACAUCUACGGACUAUCUGUAAUAUUACUCAGAGGUUUAAGUAAUGGAUGUAAAAUAGUCUCUUUACCGAAAUUCGAGACAACGGGUUUCCUAUCAAUUUUGAAAGAUAAAAAGGCUUCAGUAUUAUAUGCAGUGCCACCGAUAGUUCUGUUACUUGGCCAGAAUCCAUUAGUAACCCAAGAUCAUUUCGCUCAUUUACGAUUCAUGAUCAACGGUGCUGGACCAGUCAGCGCGGAUGAUGCUGAGAGAGUGAUUGCAAGAACGAAAAAUAAUUUUACGUUUAAUCAGGCUUAUGGUUUGACGGAAACUUCGCCGGUUGUAUUCGUAUCUCCAGCUACCAAACAAGAUUAUUCAUCUUUAGGUGUGCCUAUUCGAAGCACAACUGCUAAAAUAGUCAAAUCUGAUGGUACUUUAGGAGGUCUGCGAGAAAAUGGAGAAAUCUGUAUAAAAGGCCCUCAGAUAAUGAAAGGUUACCACAAUAAACCCGACGCGACUACAGAAGUCAUAGACGACGAAGGAUAUUUCCACACGGGAGAUGUAGGUUAUUACGACGAAGAAGGUAGAUUCUACAUUGUCGAGCGUAUCAAAGAACUGAUUAAAGUACAAGGUUUCCAAGUACCGCCGGCCGAAUUAGAAGCUAUUCUCAGAAACCAUCCGAGCGUUAUUGACUCAGCAGUCGUUGGCGUACCUGACGACCGAACCGGUGAAAAACCUCUCGCUUUCGUGGUGCUGAAAAAAGGAAAAACAGCUAGCGAAUCCGAUUUGAAAGAUUUCGUCGCCGAACGAGUGGCUCCGUUUAAGAAACUAGGAGGUGUUAGAUUCGUCGACUCGAUUCCGAAAAAUCCAUCUGGUAAAAUAUUAAGAAGAAUACUUAAAGAAAAAUACGUCUCGUAAUUCAAAUUUGCCAAAUGGAAAUAAUCUUAUCAGUUCCUGACGAAAAAAUUUCAUUCGCUAGAAUUGUUUUUAUACGUUUCGCUUUCCAUUUUGUUUUACUUUUUUUUUUUUCAACGCGUGUAUUAUCCAUACGACGUUUUAUGGUAGGUACCAGAAAGUGAAAAUGCUAUUUAUCAACUCGAUACUAUAUACAUGUAGGUAAGCAGUGGUUACCUACAUAUUUUGAUAAUGGACAAAAUAAAAGGUCAGUUCCGAAGUGCGUGUGCUUUUAACGGAUAAAGAUACCAUGCAGAACUAACACUUAAGGGUUCUGGUCUGUUUGAAAUGUUUCGUUGGCUACCAAACGACUAUAAGCUCAUAAAAAAGAAAAGAAAAACUUUAAUGAUAUAAGCAAAAGGAGUUAUUUUAUAGUGAUCGAAGGUACCUUGUAAGAAGAGUAAAUGCGGUAAACGCGAACUGGCGUGAUUUUCUGUACAAAUUCCUAUAAUUUAUUUAAUCGCUGGGUUUAUAUGUCGAAGAAUUUGUUAAAUUGUACAUUUUACGAGUAUUAUUUCGCACGAAUCACAUUUUACAUUAUAACUAUAGGUUUACUUUGUACUUAUUUAUUUAUUUUUUGUAAUAAAUUGUAUAAAAAUAUAUAUUUUUAUAAUCGUUUUA
Planococcus citri (citrus mealybug) is the source of this 2637-nucleotide messenger RNA. RefSeq lists its product as uncharacterized. The record is from RefSeq and is a predicted model, not a curated record. Bases 190 to 1980 code for a protein of 596 amino acids. Gene Ontology annotation, biological process: long-chain fatty acid metabolic process; fatty-acyl-CoA biosynthetic process. NCBI's taxonomy places the organism in Eukaryota, Metazoa, Arthropoda, Insecta, Hemiptera, Pseudococcidae. Gene Ontology annotation, cellular component: mitochondrion. The transcript is spliced from 9 exons. Gene Ontology annotation, molecular function: long-chain fatty acid-CoA ligase activity.